Molecule: messenger RNA, 834 nt
Organism: Sitophilus oryzae (rice weevil)
Lineage: Eukaryota; Metazoa; Arthropoda; Insecta; Coleoptera; Curculionidae
Gene: nanos
Exons: 5
Coding region: 1-726 (241 amino acids)
Biological process (GO): negative regulation of translation; oogenesis
Cellular component (GO): perinuclear region of cytoplasm
Molecular function (GO): mRNA binding; zinc ion binding
Source: RefSeq, a predicted model, not a curated record
AUGACACCCAGCUGUCCAGAUGACAAUAAUCUAGUUUGUACCUCUACGUUCUCUAACACAGCCCCUGCCAACACUUUGUCCCUGUUGGCGAAUAAUUUAAGCCUACAUUCCGAAAAAUAUCAGAUUGGAAGUCUAAUUCGCCCAAAUGUCGAUAAUAAUCAUUUUUAUACAAUUGCUGUAGAAGGGGAAGUUAAUCCACCGAUGGAUUUUAGGAAACACUUUUUCCAGUUUACCGAACCACCCCGUCAGCCUUCAAACAGUGCAAAUUGUUUGGACCCGUCCAGACCAGUGAUCUCUACACAAGUUUCAACAAAUGAUAGUCUCCAACGCGUUUUAAAUAGGUUAACUCCAGAAGUAAGGGACACACAUUGGUUUUUCUCUCUUUUAGAUAUUGAGGAUAAUUUGUGCCAGGUAACUAUGCCAGUUAAAUGGAUUCCUAAACAAAAACGAAACGCUCACAAUCUAAUGAAAAACGCGCAUUUAUUUGCUAACAGGAAAAGCAAAAUCUGUAAAUUUUGUUUUACGAAUGGCGAAGCCAAAGAUAUAUUCUCAAGCCACGUCAUAAAAUCUAAACAGGGUGAGACCAUUUGUCCGAUCUUAAGAAAGCAUAAAUGUGAAAUAUGCGGAGCAACAGGAAUCCAUGCUCAUACAAAAUCACAUUGUCCCUUAAAUAAGAAGCAAAAAAUUAGAUAUCACAAAUUAGUGCAUGGUUGCUUGAAACCAUAAAAACUUUAAAGCACCUACAUAGUGAGGCAUCUCAAUGCGAUGCUCGCCACGAUGCAUUCUACGCGCACUUACUUGCGUCGAGCAUCGCAUCGAGAUACCCCUCUAUGU